AUGGAGAGGACGUGUCGUCGCACUGCAUCGGUCGUCAGAAGGAAAGAGGGAGAGCGUCGUGCUCGUCGGAGACCGGAGAGAAGGACAGCAUGUCGGAGACAACUUGCCGGCAGAAGCAAAUUGGAUAAAUUCGCGGCACUUGACGGCGGUAAUGAUGUCCGACCGACGAUGGCGUGCGGCGACCGUGGGCAGCGGGAUUGGGAUGUGGCUGUGGGCGGCGCUGGGGCGGUGCGCCGUAAAAUGAGUGCCUACUUAUUGGUGAAAUUCGGUGCAUCAGCCAUCAAAUACGACAUAAUCCUAUACAUCCCAUCAAAA
Striga asiatica is the source of this 315-nucleotide messenger RNA. The record is from the annotation of a GenBank genome assembly. Lineage: Eukaryota; Viridiplantae; Streptophyta; Magnoliopsida; Lamiales; Orobanchaceae.